AUGUCGUUUACUCACAUGGGAGCUGGGUUAGCCAGCACCGACUCUUCAAGUUCCCAGAUGUAUCGCCGCGGAGUUCUCAUCCAUUGCCCCUCGGAGUUUUCUGUUGAUAUCGUCCCCCCGAUGAAGGAAGGAUCGUCAUGGCACUAUGGUCUGCGGGUCAAACCGCUCCCAAACUUAUCAAUGUCGCCACCCGGUGGCCCACUUGGGGACGUAAACCAGAAACGUGUCAAGGGAUAUGAAAUUCACCGUAAAUGGGAAGAUUGUCUCGAUUUGCAGCGGACAUUGGAGAAGGAAUAUAGUGCAGUAGUCAAGGUUCGCAAGGGCAAGGGAGGCAAAAAGGGCCCACCGGUGUACGGAAACCUACAACGGGCUGCUUCAUUUGAUUCACUCCCGACCGGGCCAGAUCCCAAGACCAUCCCAAACGACAUUCAUGCAUUCGUCCCCCGCCUGGCUGCUAAAUCAUCAUUGUUUCGUGGAGCUUCUGGGAGUACGCUAGUCCAACAGCGUUCCGAAGAAUUUAACGAAUUUAUUGGUGCAUUGUUUGCACCGGGUGCCUCUGUUCUGAUCGACCAGGCUCGACAGGCCCCGGCCGUACGGGAAUGGUUUGGAUUCUGGCGAAGGGAUCGGGAUGCAAUGAGGCGUAGGGAUAGCGAGCGGGCGAGCGUUGCGCCUAGCAUACGACGACUCUCGAUCGCACCAUCUGAUGCACCUCCACUUCCCACGAACAUCGCCCAGGACAGGUCGACUUCUCCAUAUACAUCUUCUCCACUCGCACAGACGUCAUACGAAUCAACUCCUAUCGCCCUGGAUAUUCAGGAACAGCCCCGACCGUCGAAUGAGACCACAUAUGGUGAUUUGGCAACCGCGCUCGAUACAUUUCCGAUGCCUCCGACGCCUCAAGAUGGCCCAGUCGUUCUUGACCCGUCUUCUAAAUUAACCCAGCCUCCCAGUGGGUUUGUGCCAAUUGUACAGCGCCGUUUAGGGCUUGUGCGAAGCGAUGCGGCUCGGGGUACAUCAUUCCGAAACGCACAAUUCUUUAGCGCACCUGUGUCCCCGCUCCCGUCUGUACCCGGGUCAGUCGUACCAUCAGACUGCGAGUACGAAAGUGACGUGCAGCAGUUCGAGGCCAUACGUGGACCGCGGGCCAUCUCUCGGUCCAUCACUUCUCGUAUGGAAGAGGAGAAACCCAAGUCAGGGCGUCAGCGAAGGGCGACAUCGCCUUCAAUGUCGAGUGGAUCCAUAUCACUUGUCCAUUCAACGCCCUCGUCGGCGUCUCCCAGAUCUUCUCAAACAUCGGAUUGGAGUAUGGGGCUGAGCCAGAGUCUUAUACAGGCUUUGGCCAUGUCAGAAACAAGCGAAGAGCCAGCUUCAACAGACGACCAAAGCGAGAUCGAAAAGAUGCGCAAAAUGUCGCUUUCCUCGCUCUCUUCGUCGUCGUCCAGACGUCUUCCUCCUCCUAUCCCUCCUCGCUCAAGUCUGCGCCGCCCAUCAGCCUCUCAUAUGCGCCAUCAAAGCGAUGCGACGACGAUUGCCAAACCAUCUAUCCCAGGGGAAGCCUCACCAACAGUCGUCUACGACGAAGAAGAGCCCGACUUUGAGAUUGUGACGCAUACGGUGCUCAAUUCGUACCUCGAAGAUGCCCGACUAUCGCUCCUCUCGUCCGAAUGCGCCAUCUCGUCCAAUUCAGGUUCGUCUAUUCGACGAAGCAUGACGCCCAGUAUCGCAUCUGCGUAUUCGACCUCAUCCGCAGGAGGACGAGACUCGAUAUCUGGCCAUGGAAUCCCGCCUCCCGUCGCACCGUCUCCCACCACCCCUCUCCCACCCUAUCGUUCUGUGCCGGGUAUCCCGAACGGCACCGCUCUCGACCGUACGAGAAAUGCUCGCGUCCAAGUUCAGACAAGCAGCCGGGGUCCAACUCGACCUUCUCAAACACGGCUUCGUGCUCGGAUACGUGAACCAGCGUCAACGGCAGCAAAACAACAGCACCUGCUUCGGCCCGGUACGUCGGGUGGUCGACCGGGUACAGCAGGGAACGGCGCUCCGCUUCCGCCUCCAAGGUCGAGCGGGCGCCCGGGGACUGCACCCAGCGGAGGCCGGACACGAUCGUCGAGUCUCUCGUCGGUCGCUGCGUGCGCGGACCCCAUGCACCUCUCGUUGAUCGUCACGCAGCGGGAUUGGGAGAACGCGGUGAUGAAACACGGGGAGAAGAUGACUGUUCGGGUCUUGCUCGCCGGCGUCGACUAG
Rhizoctonia solani is the source of this 2244-nucleotide messenger RNA. RefSeq lists its product as uncharacterized. The record is from RefSeq and is a predicted model, not a curated record. The transcript is spliced from 4 exons. Bases 1 to 2244 code for a protein of 747 amino acids. Lineage: Eukaryota; Fungi; Basidiomycota; Agaricomycetes; Cantharellales; Ceratobasidiaceae. Gene Ontology annotation, molecular function: phosphatidylinositol binding.